GGCCAUAUCUGCCACCCAGAAACAGAGGCCACCUGAGAGAUCAGGAGCAAGGGGAAAACUUUCCAAAUGUGGGAUCUGUGAGCAAGAGGAGCCACUGAGAUAAGGACAGACGGGAGCAAGGGAGCAGCUGCUAUGGCUUCUAAACUCCUGACAAACAUAGAGGAGGAGGUGACCUGCCCCAUCUGCCUGGACCUCCUGAAGGAACCACUGAGCCUGGACUGUGGCCACAGCUUCUGCAAAGCCUGCAUCACUGCAGAGAACAAGGAGUACAUGACAAGCCAAGGAGGGAAGAACAGCAGUUGCCCUGUGUGCCGAAUCGCUUACUGCUCUGGGGAACUGCGGCCUAACCGGCAUGUGGCCAACAUAGUGGAGAGGUUCCGAGAGGUCAAGGUGACCUCUGAGGAGGGGCGGAAGAGAAAUCUCUGUGAGCGCCAUGAAGAGAAGCUCUUGCUCUUCUGUAAGAAGGAUGGGAAGGUCAUUUGCUGGGUUUGCGAGCGGUCUCAGGAGCACCGUGGUCAUGAAACGGUCCCCAUGGAGGAGGUUGUCCAGGAGUACCAGGAAAAGCUCCAGACAGCUCUGCAGAAGCUGAGGGAGGAGCAGCAGGAAGUGGGGAUGUUGGAAGCUACCCUCAGAGAGGAGAGAACUUCCUGGAAGGAACAAAUGCAAAAUGAGAAAAGGUGUGUCCAGGCACAGUUUAAAAGACUGAAGACUAUCAUGGAGUGUGAGGAGGUGAGGAUGGUGCAAAAGGUGGAGAGUGAGGAGAAAGCUUUUCUCAACACCCUGGCUGCGACGGAGGAUGAACUUGUCCAGCAAAGCUAGCUGGUGAGAGACCUGGUCUCAGAACUGGAGCAUCGGCUGCAGGGGUCGGCAAUAGACAUGCUGCAGGAUGUGAAUCACAUCAUGGAAAGGAGUAAGAACUUGAAUCUGAAGAAACCAAAAACUUUUCUCAAGGAACAAAAGAGAGUGUCCCGAAUUCCUGAUCUGAAAGUGAUAACACAAGCUUUUAGAGCUCAGAUGACUCCAAACAUCUCCAAAAUACAGCCUAUGCUGUCUAUUUCUACAGAUCGAAGACAAAUGAGAUGUGUGUGCUGUUGGAAACCAAAUAAUACAUAUGAUAGCAAUUAUGGUGUCCUGGGCUCCCUGGUUAUUGGACUGGGGAAAAAUUACUGGGAGGUAGAUCCUGGAGGUAUAGCAAGAACAGCCUCAGUUGUCAGGACAGGAAGAAGCCAGGGGAGCUCUGCAAUGGAUUUUCCAGCACAGGUGAACAUACAGAAGGAUGUGACCUGCCCCAUCUGCCUGGAGCUUCUGACAAUGCCCCUGAGCCUGGACUGCGGCCACAGCUUCUGCCAAGCUUGUAUCACUGCAAAGAGCAAGGAGUCAGGGACCCACAAAGGAGGGGAAAGCAAUUGCCCAGUGUGCCAGUGCAAAUACCAGUUUUGGAAUCUCCGACCUAAUCAGCCCCUGGCCAACAUAGUGAAGAAAGUCAGGGAGAACAUGAGCCCACAGCAGAAAAAGCUCUGUAAGCACCAUGGAGAAAAACUCGUGAUCUUCUGUAAGGAAGAUGGGAAGGCCAUUUGCCAGCGCUGUGCCCAGUCUGUGGAGCACCACGGUCAUCAAAUAUUCUUCAUGGAGAAGGUGAUCAAGGAAUGUCAGGAAAAGCUCCAGGCUGCUCUGAAGAAGCUAAGGAAGGAGGAGCCGAAAAUGGAGGAGUGGGAAGCUGACAUCAGAGAGGAGAAAGCUUCCUGGAAGAAUCAUAUGCAGACUGAGAGACAAAGGAUUCUGAAAGGGUUUAAUGAAAUGAAAGCCAUCCUGGACAGCGAGGAGAAGAGGGUGCUGCAAAAGCUGGAGGAGGAUGAAGUGAAUGUGUUGGAUAACUUGGUAGUGGCCAAAGACCAGCUGGCCCGGCAGAAGCAGUGCUUGAGAGAGCUCAUCUCAGCUGUCGAGCAUCAGAUAUGGGGGUCGUCAGUAGACACGGUGCAGGAUAUGAUUAAUGUCAUGAAAAGGAGUGAGAGCUGGACCUUGAAGAAGCCAAACACUGCUUCCAAGAAACUGAAGAGUACAUUCCGAGUUCCAGAUCUGAGCGGGAUGCUGCAAGUGUUUAAAGAGCUGACGGAGGUCCAACGCUACUGGGUGGAUGUGAUGCUGAAGCCAGUCAAUGCUAUUUCGAAUAUUGCCAUUUCUGCUGAUAAAAGACAAGUGACAGCUGUGCACAACCUCUCGCUUAAAAAUAUAUUUCUAUGUGAUUUCUCUGCUUUUGAUAUCUUGGGCUGCCAACAUUUCUCCUCAGGGAAGUAUUACUGGGAAGUCGAUGUGUCUGAGAAGACUGCCUGGAUCCUCGGGGUGUACAGUAAAGCAAGAAACCUCAAGAGAAAAGGGAGCUCUGGGUUUGUUUUUGAUCCAAAUGUAAAUCACCCAGAUGUUUACUCCAGAUACAAACCUCAAUAUGGCUACUGGGUUAUUGGGUUACAGAAUGAAUCUGAGUAUAAGGUCUUUGAGGAGUCUUCCACCUCUGAUCCCAAGGUCUUGACUCUUUUCAUGCCUGUUCCUCCCUGUCGUAUUGGGACUUUCCUAGACUAUGAGGCACGUAUUGUCUCAUUUUUCAAUGUCACAAACCAUGGGUCACUCAUCUACAAGUUUUCUAAUUGUCAGUUUUCUCAGACUACUUACCCGUAUUUCAAUCUUUGGAACUGUCAGCGCCCCAUCACCGUGUGCCCACCGAGCUCCUGAACCUUCUUAGUCCCUAACCCACUUCUGUGUCGGGGCCCUUGCCCUGGGGCUCAUCUACACCUGAGCUUAUCUGCAUCGUUCUGAACACAUCUUCCUUCUUUUCUCGUUCAUUUUAGAAUGUUUUGGAAUACUCUGCUAGGACUGCUGUAAAAAAGCAGCACAGAAUGCGUGACUCAAACAACAGAAAUUUCUUGUCUCACAGUUCUGUAGGCUGGAAGUCUAAGACCAAGGUGUCAGCAGAGUUGUUUUUUGUUUUAUUUGUUUUAUUUGUGUUUUUUUUUUUUUUCUGAGGGCUGUGAGGGAAGGGUCUAUCCAUGCCUUGUAGAUGGCUGUCUUCUCUUUGUGUCUAUUCAUAUCAUCUUCCCACUGUGCAUUUCUCUGUGUCUAAAUCUCCCUUUUUCUGAGGACACCAGUCAGAUUGGAGCAGGGUGCACCCUAGUUACAUCAUUUUAACUUAAUCACCCCGUAAAGACCCUAUCUCCAAAAGGUCACAUUCGGAAGUAUUGGGGGUUAGGACUAUAACAUAUGAAUUUGGGGGAAACACAAGUCAACUCAACAGUCUUUUACACAUCGUGCAGUGAAAGCUUGAGAAUUUUCUUCCUAAUAUUUUGUUUUCAUUAGGGGAGAAUGCUUUUUUUUUCUUUUUAGUUUUUGCUUAGUAUUAGGAGAGAAUGCUUAUUUGCAAAGAGAACACAUCUAAUCCCUCUGUAGAAAGAGCAGCAUUGCUGUGCCUCCUCUGACAUCUCUUGUCCUCAUUCCCUCUGCUGUUUAAUGGAACCAACAAAGGAAAAGAUAUCGAUUCUAUCCAAGUGCAUAGGACACAGAACAGGGCAUAGGAAUCUGUCACUAGGUAGUGAAUCUUUCAGAGCGCUUUGCUUUAUCAGUGGCACUCCUUUAUGUAUGACGGAGUUAAAGCAGAAGUGCAUAACUAAAAUAUUUACAAAGGGUAGAUUUUUGGUGCUCAGAGUUUCUGAGGUCAAGUCUUGUCUCUUUACUUACAAGCUGUGUAAACUUGAACAAGUUACUUAGCACCUCUUGGUCUCAUUUUCCUAAAAUAAAAAUUGAUGUUUAACAUUGUACCUAUUUCCUAGGGUCACAUUGAGAAACCAAAUUUUAUUAGAUGUGAAGCACUUACCUAAGCAUCUUAUAUAUAAGAAUAAAUAUUUGUUAUUGCUGAAAAAAUAUAGGCAGUAUCGAUGACAAUUUUUUUUGUUUUGUUUUGUUUUGGUUUGGUUUGGUUUUGCUUUAAUAAAAUAAUAAUUGACUCUA
Molecule: messenger RNA, 3996 nt
Organism: Ailuropoda melanoleuca (giant panda)
Lineage: Eukaryota; Metazoa; Chordata; Mammalia; Carnivora; Ursidae
Product: E3 ubiquitin-protein ligase TRIM22
Exons: 14
Molecular function (GO): protein binding; zinc ion binding
Source: RefSeq, a predicted model, not a curated record